Molecule: messenger RNA, 945 nt
Organism: Ixodes scapularis (black-legged tick)
Lineage: Eukaryota; Metazoa; Arthropoda; Arachnida; Ixodida; Ixodidae
Product: E3 SUMO-protein ligase PIAS3-like
Exons: 1
Coding region: 1-945 (314 amino acids)
Biological process (GO): protein sumoylation; regulation of transcription by RNA polymerase II
Molecular function (GO): zinc ion binding; transcription coregulator activity; SUMO ligase activity
Source: RefSeq, a predicted model, not a curated record
AUGCACAGUCAGUUCAGAAGCAGCAUGGAGCAGUUCAGUUCGGCAACGCCCAACACGAAUUGUGAAGACGCUCACUUUUUUAACCCGUUUUACCAAGUUUUAAGCAGCCGCGAGGUACAAGGGCACUCGACCAUCUACGGCAGCACGGCCUACAAUUUCCGACUUCAGCAGCGAGACUUGCACGGCGACAGCGACUGGAGACGAGUGCUCCUGCGUUUCAUUUCGUCCGCCAAGCCCGCGACGCCGUGCAAGGUAGGUUUGAUUGUCAACUUUCAUCAUUUCAUUGACGUACCACUCAAGACCAUCAACGUGAGCCGGUACGUGGGGCCGGGCAUCAACUUCAUCAUCAUCAGAGGCAAUGCCAUUCCCGAGGGCCUUUGCAUUAAGGUCAUCGUGGUGGACAGAACCCAAGAACCCGGCCUGCUCGCUUCUCUAGGUGACAAUGGAUGUGGCGCCGAUGACGUGUCUGCGGCAAGAGCUCAAGCCGCAGUCGCAGAUGUCAAGGAGGACCAAGACGCCACAGUGGAGUGCGUUACGGUGUCGCUCAACUGUCCGCUAAAAAGGGCGAGGCUCGUGGCACCCUGCCGUGGUGCCGACUGCCGGCACAUACAGUGCUUUGACGCUUUGGCCUACCUGAAGUUGAACGAAGCCACUGUUUGGCCUUUGUGGCGAUGCCCUGUCUGCGACAAAGACGUGGACGUGCAAGGACUCCGAAUGGACUCCUUCAUGCUGGAUGUGCUGCGGCGAGCGCCCGAGAAAUGCGACGCGGUGCAGGUCUUCGGGGACAGACGCUGGACUCCGCUCCUCGACAAGCGUGUCGACGUAAUUUGUAUCCAGGACAGUCCAGUGAGCCAGCUCAGGCCAGUGAGCCAACUCAGGCCUGCGAACGGGAAACUCGAGACGUCCCUCAUUGACCUGACGAAUUAUUUUACGAAAGAUGCCUAG